Messenger RNA from Theobroma umbraticum, 652 nucleotides. The record is from RefSeq and is a predicted model, not a curated record. Lineage: Eukaryota; Viridiplantae; Streptophyta; Magnoliopsida; Malvales; Malvaceae.
GGCCGAGCUAGGCUACACCAACACCAUCAAACUAUAAGCAAACAGCCUUUCCUUAUAGAUCCCCUUGUAACCACUUCAUCACUCCGGCAAAUUCAUACUUCCAAAACAAAAAAGACAUGCAUGUUGUCAAGAAUUCGCCAAAAUCUAUUGAUAAAAAGUGCGCAAGGAUUCAUGCCGAGCAGGAAUUGCCGGUGCCCUUUAUUGAAGAGCAGCUGAAAAAGAUAUUCAAGCGGUUUGACACCAACAAUGACGGCCGCCUCAGCAGGAAAGAACUUCAAGAGGCUUUCAACAGCUUAGGUUCGUAUGCUCCCAGCUGGCGAGCUGGUCGAGCACUCCGCCAUGCUGAUGGAAACGGAGAUGGAUACAUCACUGAGGACGAGUUGGACUAUCUUGUAAAAUAUGCUGUGAGACACGGUUACACCGUACAAUAAACCCAACUGUGAAAAAGCUCUGUAAGUUAGCUUGGUAAGGUUCCUGGAAAAGCAGGAGUAGCACUGUAGGAUCGGGGGUGUCUCUGUUCUGUUUUUCUUCUUUUCAUUGUUCGAAUGUGGUCUGUUAUAUAUUCCUCUGAGGAAGCUGUUUAGUGCUGCUUGAAUGUACUCGUAGUUCAGUCUAAUACGUAAUGCUUUCUUUUACUUUUGGGAUCACUACC